Choloepus didactylus (southern two-toed sloth) is the source of this 7693-nucleotide messenger RNA. It is a transcript of the gene VIPR2, whose product is annotated as vasoactive intestinal peptide receptor 2. Gene Ontology annotation, molecular function: G protein-coupled peptide receptor activity; vasoactive intestinal polypeptide receptor activity; peptide hormone binding. The transcript is spliced from 13 exons. Gene Ontology annotation, biological process: adenylate cyclase-modulating G protein-coupled receptor signaling pathway; cell surface receptor signaling pathway. NCBI's taxonomy places the organism in Eukaryota, Metazoa, Chordata, Mammalia, Pilosa, Megalonychidae. The record is from RefSeq and is a predicted model, not a curated record. The coding region runs from base 437 to 1765 and encodes 442 amino acids. Gene Ontology annotation, cellular component: plasma membrane.
ACGCCGAGAGGAGGGGAAAGCGCGCGGGACUAGGGGCGGGCGGCCGAACUGCAGAGCUCGGGGAGCAAACCCGGACGGCAGAGGCGGACGGCGACGGUGCUCCGAGGCGCCGCGCACCCAGCAGGACCGCGGCGGACCCGCGGUUGCCCGGAGGGGGCGGCGAGCGCGGGCGGCGGCUCCCGGGGACCCACGUGGCUGCGGCUGCUCAGGCGGCAACUGCUGCGGCGCCCAGGGCGCUCGGAACGGCCAGGAGCCUCCGGCCGCGGGGUGCGGAACCGCCCGAGGGCGCCGGGCAAGGGGUUGGCGUCCGCUCCGCACCUGCGCUGCUCGGCCCGACCCAUGUUUCUGCCCUCGGGGUCCCAGGAGCUCCGGAAGAAGGCGGCGGGCACCGGGUGGCCCGCGUCAGGCUGAUCCCCGCCGCCCACCCGCCCGCGGGAUGAGGCAGUCCGCGCUGCGAGCCCCCGCGCUGCUGACCUGCUGCUGCUUGCUGCUCGCCUCCGUGAAUGGCAUUCACCCAGAAUGCCGAUUUCAUUUGGAAAUACAAGAGGAGGAAACAAAAUGUGCAGAACUUCUAAGUGCCCAAACAGAAAAAUACAAAGCCUGCAGUGGUGUCUGGGACAACAUUACCUGCUGGCGCCCCGCUGAUAUAGGAGAGACUGUCACAGUCCCCUGCCCAAAAGUUUUCAGCAAUUUUUACAGCAAACCAGGAAACAUAAGCAAAAAUUGUACAAGUGAUGGAUGGUCCGAGAUGUUUCCAGAUUUCAUAAAUGCAUGUGGCUAUAAUGACCUUGAGGAUGAAAACAAGAUCACGUUUUAUAUUCUGGUGAAGGCCGUUUAUACCCUGGGGUACAGUGUCUCUCUGAUUUCCCUUACAACCGGAAGUAUAAUUCUUUGCCUCUUCAGGAAACUGCACUGCACCCGGAACUACAUCCACCUGAAUCUGUUCCUCUCUUUCAUCCUGAGAGCCAUCUCGGUGCUGGUCAAGGAUGACAUCCUCUACUCCAGCUCUGGCACGCUGCACUGCCCCGACCAGCCAUCCUCGUGGGUUGGCUGCAAGUUGAGUUUGGUGUUCUUCCAGUACUGUAUCAUGGCAAACUUUUACUGGCUUUUAGUGGAAGGACUCUACCUCCACACCCUCCUUGUGGCUAUCUUCUCCCCAAACAGAUACUUCAUGGUCUACCUUCUGAUUGGAUGGGGCAUCCCCACUCUGUGCAUAGUUGUCUGGACGGUGACGAGGCUCUUUCUAGAAGACACAGGUUGCUGGGAUACAAACGAACACAGUGUUCCCUGGUGGGUUAUACGAAUACCAAUUUUAAUUUCUAUUAUAGUCAAUUUUGUCCUUUUCAUUAGUAUUAUAAGAAUUUUACUGCAGAAGUUAACAUCACCAGAUGUUGGCGGCAAUGAUCAAUCACAGUAUAAGAGACUUGCCAAGUCUACAUUGCUGCUGAUCCCAUUGUUUGGAGUUCACUAUAUGGUGUUUGCUGUAUUUCCUAUCCGCAUUUCCUCCAAGUAUCAAAUACUAUUUGAGUUGUGCAUCGGAUCAUUUCAGGGCCUGGUUGUGGCGGUUCUCUACUGUUUUCUGAACAGUGAAGUACAGUGUGAGCUGAAAAGAAAAUGGCGGAGCUUUUGUCCCAACCAGUCAAUGAGCCGGGAUUAUAGACUCCAUAGCUCUUCAAUUUCUAGAAAUGGCUCAGAAAGUGCCCUGCAGUUCCACCGGAAUUCCAGAGCCCAGUCGUUCCUGCAGACUGAAACGUCGGUCAUCUAGCCAAUGCCCACCUGCCCACAUUUGCAAACAAACUGAAGACUGUAUAAAAUUAUUUUCAAACCAUGGUGGGUUUUUUCUAAAACAUGUGAUGCGUGUUUGCUUUCUUCCUGUUUUCUGUGCUAGGAAUGACCUACUUGGGUAAAUCAGUGCUGUCUUGACUUGAUAGAGCUGAUCGUUAACUUAAUCCCAUACCUGGAACUUGGGUUAUAUUGUAAUUUGCUUGGAUUUAAAUGGUAACUAUUGUUAAACUCCAGCAUCUAAGUAAUUUUGUUCAUAAGACAUUUAGGACUUGGAAUGUUGUCAGCCAUGUAGCUGGAUCCAUUUUUAAAGAGAAUAGGGGAGCAGGAGGUGAUCACUAAAAUAGCAAAACAAAAUGUAAUGGCCCAUAAUUGGUGACUGACAACCACUGGAAGGAAAACGAGAUAAUUUUCUAUUCUCAGUGUCUCCUCUCAUAAAAUGCCCUCUAGUUUCAGUAAGAAGCAGAAGCACUAUAACCAGUGGGUGCUGGGCCCUGAGGUUACAGAGGGACAGAGGCAGCCUUCCCCUCUGGUUGGAAUCAGACCCACAUCAGUGAACCUCUCUCUGUUUCUGGGUCCUACAAGGGGCAUCCCUCGUAUAGAAGCUGGAUUAGGAAUUUCCUGAAAUUACACCUAACUAUCCAAGUAAACUGCAAGCCAAGGUGGACUGAGCAAAACCAGAAAGAGCAGAUAACCCAGCCCCUCCCUCCCAUGCUCUGCCGGGGCUGCCCCUGCCCCACACUGCCCAGUUCCUAGACUCUCCUCUGCCCCACUGCCCCCCACCACCACCACCACCAGAAUUAGCCCAGCCUUGGCCCAUUCCCACAGGGCUUUUACGGCCUCAGCAAAGAAAGUGGGUGAAAAGAUAAUCAGGUACUAACAGCAGAAUAAUCAUCAUAAUAGCGUGUUACCCCUUUCAGGGGCAUUUUCGUUUUAACUAGGGCCCUUCAACCAAUGACAGAUACCUUAUGGGGCAAUUUGAGUCACCGUUACCAAGCAGGUAGCAAGAAUAUUUUUGUGCAAGGAGGUCUUUCCACACCACACAAACUCUGCCACAUGGGGAGUCCUCACAACUCCCCACGGACCCUCUGCCAGCCACUGAACUCACCAUCAUCUGAAUUCAGAGCAACACGGAACACAGAAGGAGUCGUGCCUUGUGGUUCCAUGCGGAACGGGAAAUGUGUUCUCUUUUUAAUGAAAAUAAUCUUAAAAUCAUUUGUUUAAAUGGAGAAUUAUUUUAACAAAAUAUAAAGAAAAUAUUUCUCAAGCAUUCAAAUCUGACAUUAGCAAAUGGCAGUCCUAGCUUUUAGUUUCCUGGAUUACUUGCAGAUUUGGAGAGGUGUGUCUGGGAGAAAUCGCUGAAAUGGCAGCUGAAGGGAAAUCGGAGGAGGGGGGAAGGAAAACAUUGGAAAGGUGUCCAGACGGCUGGGAACUGCACAGUCUCCAUUUCCUAUGCACAAAUCCUUUUUUCCUUAUCCUCCCUUACAGCAUCCAACAGACCUGUGAAGACUCUGCCCAAAACCUGGUCAAAGUGCCUCAAACGCUGAUCUCAGUUCUUUAGAAUGAGGGCGGUGGAGUCCUUUUCCUCUGGUGUAUUUGUGGCGUUCUAGACCCUGGCCGGUCUGCAGAUGCUGCCUGUCGGGUUAGCUGUUGUAAGGGCGCAGGAGCUGGCGGGUAGAGGGCAGGCAGGGAGGGCGGUCGUGAGGGGACGCGGCAGCCUCGGGGUCUCAGGUCCCCCAGGCCAGGAAGCCUACGAAUCUAAACGGCUUGCAGUCAGCCUGACAGUGUUAUUUUAGUUUGUGCAGCUCAUUUCCCCGAUAAAAUAGGACCAGGCAAAAGGGGAUUCCGUGAUAGCAGGAUAGCAGUGUCUUCAGAGAUUAACUUAAGCCACCGAGAGCCAGGACUGGCCAUUUAAUAAAAUCUCUAGCUAGAUCGGCCCAACAUGGCAGCCCCAGACCUCACGCCGGCCGGUUCCCGGCACUAGAUGCCGUCAUGGUGCUCCUCGCCCUGACGCGAUGGAGCCUCCUGGAAUCCACCUGAACCAGCUGAACAGUGGGUUUCCAAGUUUUUCUGGAGUCAUUGGUGAGGUGGGCAGGUUGUCAAAGGACUUGGAAAACUCUUGAAUUUACCACUUCCCUAGGGCUGCAGAGGCCUGUUUAGUAAACGUUAUCACGUCAGCAGCCGGGCCGGGAAGUCCUGGGGAGAGGGGAGGAGAUCUGAUGGCCCAGGCCCGGGCACCUCCGCAUCUUCUCAACAAAGGGCGGCUGGCAGUGAUGCGACAGAAGAGACGGGAUUGGAAGCCGGAAAACCUAGAUAUUAGUCCCGCCUCUGGGCUGCUCUCUUUUCUGUGUAAUCUUGGGCAAACCACCUACCCUCCUUGAGCUUCCUAUCUUUAAAACGAGGAUAUAAGUAUCUGCCCUGUCCACUCACUGCAUUCUUUGAGGUAAUGCUAAUAUUUGUAAAAGAAAGUGUUUUGUAAACUUUAAGGUGCUACUCUGAUACAAAAGAGAAGGAUGAUGGGAUGUGCCCAGGCCCAGGUCAAAUAUUAGUCCCCUCACAGUUUAGAAUAUGCCUGGAAAUAGAAACAGGGAAGGGAGAGAUCAGUAAAAUUCUCCAUUAAAUAUGGGCCAAGGCUAAGCAGAGCCAGGAACUAUUUUAUCUCGCCUGGUAAAAAGAAAAGGGAAGGUGGUAAAAAGAAUAUCUACUGAUGGAAUGGGUUAGUUAAUAGAGUGGGUGAUCAAAUAGUCAACAUUCAUUGCUUUAAAAUGUAUGUAAAUGUGUACAAAAUAUCAGCUCUAGUGUAUUCCUCCAUGUGAUGAGCAAUGAGCUAUGUAAAUAUUUCAAUAAAAUCUAAUUUCAUAUCUGUAAGCUGAGUAAGAAUUCACUCUGACCAGCCAACAGAGCUCACUGGAAGGUGCUUGAAGAGAGGAAUAAAUGGGGCUUUUCCAGCUUUUCCCCACACACCUCACCUCAACUCUGCAGGAUCUGAAAGCCGUUUAACUAAGAGCAGGAUUGAGUGUGUGUGUGUGCACACACAUGCCUGAUCCUUAACCACAUAUAUGCUACAGGCUGAUAAAGUCUAUUUCUAAUAAACUCCCAUGUUCAACCAAACUGCUUCAUUGUCAGGGGAAAUAUAGCACACUGCUAAAAAUCAGAUUGUCAAGAGACAGAGCUUAGAUAUGAGCUAAAAGGACCCGACUCCAGCAAAUUUAAUGUGAGCAAAGUAGGCCGAAAGGAGAUAAGGCCUCGGCACAUGGCAACCUCGGUCCCAGCCCUUUAGGCAACUAGUAUUAUGAGUGCUGUUUGAUUGUAGGAGGGUGUUUUUUGGUGCUGACUUAAGGUAGGAAAAUAUUCCAGAUAGGUUGGAGGGAAAUCAAUACUUGACAGUAGGACUGAAGGUAUGUAAAGGGCUCAGGUGCACAACUGAAGAAAACACCCUCUGCUCCAUACCAAGAAAUAGCUGGUAAAUUCUUAUGAAAAAUCUUUUAAAAUGGCUAUUUUUUUUUUCAGGUUUUUGAGUUACAUAAGUAAUACAGGAAGAUUAUAAAAAUUCAAAUAUUAUAGGUAAAUAUUACCUAGAAAGUGAAAAACCUCUCUGAAUUCCAUCCUCCUCCUACAACCUCCUCUAUGUCCAUGCAAACUUAUCAUUCCCUCUCCCUCUUUCUUCUUUUCCUCCAUGUAAAAUAUUUUAUAGAAUCAUACAUUGUCAUGUUGUAUAGAAGGGUCUGCAACUUACUUUUUCCAGUUAAGACAGUUUGUGGAAAUCUUUCAUAUCUGUACAUACAUACGUACAAUUUUUAACAGCUGCAUAAUAUUCCAUAAUAUGGCCAUAACUUAGUUUAUUCAACCAAGUCCCUAAUGAAGAAUAUUUGAGUUGCUUCUUACCAAUGUGUGUAUCUGUGCAAAAAUUUCUACAGAAUAAUUUCCUAACAGUGGGAAUAUUGGGUUAAAGGGCAUAAACAUUGAAUUCUUGAUAGGUAUUUGCCAUACGAAAAGUUGGUUAUCAGUUCACACUCCCAACAACACUGUUGCAGUGCUCAGUUCCUUACUGUCUCUUAAAAUAUUUGCAUUAGCAAUGUUUUAACCUCUUCCGGCCUGAUAGGUAGAAAGCCACUCAUUUUAAUUUGGCUUUCUGUAAUUAUGACUGUGAGCAACUCUUCAUGAUUUUUAUCCAUUUGCAUCCUUCUUUUCAUAGAUUGUUUUUUCUUUAAUUCUAAUAUAAAGCUGAGCCUCCGCCUGAUCCACAAACAUCAUUGGACAGUUAACCAGUCUAGCAGGUUUUCAAGACAGCACCUCUCUAAAUGGCAUAUCCUGCUUGCCAUUUUACAAAUUAAUGUUUUUAUUCUUGGGAAACAGGGAAGAGAAAGAGAAUUGACUGCUCAACAGAGAGCAUGUAUUAUUGGCAUUGUCGUCCUUUCUGCCUUUGUGAGACCACUGUGUGCUCUUAGAGGGUUCUGCCUAGCAUGGAAACAUUAUAAAGGAUUUAGGGCAUCUUUUUAUACAGAAAGGUUUUCUUUGGAAGAUGGAAAGAACAGGGACUCUCACAUCUUUUAUGUUCUCUAAAGGUUUAAUAAGGAAAGUGGAGUGGAUAAGAGAUUGUAGGUAGGUGGUCUCCUUGCUUAUGAUAAACAGACCCACCAUAGCCUUUGCAGUGACAUGGACAAAGCCUCAUUCACUGUUCAGCAGGUUUUUAGCAGGUGUACUAAUCCCCAGAGCUAUUGGCAUCUUUUGAAAGUUACUUUUAUUCAACACCUGGAACUGAAGAAAUAAUAAGGGAAAAAAAUAAACUAUUUGACUAUAAUUAUGGAAUAAUGAGACUUAGUAAAACCAAUCUCUCUUUUUGAAAUUUAGGAUUUUACAUGUCCUUUGUGAUGUUAAGUUUGUAUGUGAUAAAGUCUAAGAAAGCGUACAUAAAUUCAGUAAACCUUAAAAACCCAAGCCAUCACUGUUGGAAUAAUUACAAUUAUGAAUCUAGAAUAUGCAUAUUUUGUUAAUUUCCAAUCAUAAAAUUAUUCAGAUUCAAAUAUAAACAAUACAGUAAAGCCCAUUAUAACAUGACUUACAAUUAUGCAGAUUUUUACACAGCAUGGGUAAGGAUUGUCUUCCCAAAUUUAUCAACGUUCAAUCAAAUUCUGAGUAUUUAUUAAUUUUAUAAACUCUAUAGAAGCGACAGAGAUGCAUAAGACAGCCCCAUCCUAUGUAUCUUGUGUUUUGUAUGCUUAAAACAUGUGCGUGUGUGUGUGUGUUUAAAGCACAUGUAUUUAGCGAACACUUGGAUAAAAAUUAUUUAUAUACAAGUGUUCCAAGUUAGCUGUUCCCUUUGCCCUCUGAGAAGACUUUUGGCUUGGCUCACUUCAGCCUCUGUCUUUCCCAACCCUCCAAAGAGAGUUCUACCUUGUCAGACUGAUUCUUGAGCUUUUGUGACAAAGAAUCUAAAGGAAAGAAAGAGAUAAGAAGGAAAACAAGGGAUGAAAAGAUCAAGGACUGCACAGGGAUAUUUUUUCUUGGCCAUAAUGAUAGGAGACAAGUUUAAGCAAAAAAGCAAGAAAAAGAAGAGUCAGAUGGGAAUACAGUGAUUUGGCUUUGGUAUCAUUCCAAAUGCAAAAUGAAGGGAUCAGGGUUCGAAUCACAGAAGUAGAAAUGAAGAGAAUGACUAGUAGCAAUGACUAGGGGAGAUACAUUAUGAAAGAAAAUUUUCCACAACUUGGGAAGACAGUCUAUAAAAGAGGUGAUGUCUCUGGGACUCGGGGGUUGCCUAAUGCCUUAAAAUAGUGAUAUUAUCCUGUUGCAAGACUUCUGUAUUUUUAUCAAUUGCCUAAAUGCCUGAUCAAUGCCAAAAUAUGCUUUAAAAUGGACUUUGUCAUUUGCUUAGACACUUGCAAAUAAAAUUGCUUUGCUUUUUAAAGUUUUA